CGAUAGUAAUUGCGGGUAUGGGAACGUCAGUACGCUGGCCAGUCCUGCCCUGUGUCGCAGAGGAGGGUCCAAGGGAGUGGAGAGCUGUGUAUGUGUGUACAUCAGUGGUCCCUGACGAGGCAGCGGACAGCGGCCGGCCCGGGUAGAGUUUAGCUCAUCGCAGUUACAGUUGACGCCACAAGACUUGCCUUCAGCCAUGAUGAAUUCCGACAUGGAUGUGCUGGAAGUAGAAAAUCAGGUGGAACUGGAAGAAAAGACGCGGCUCAUAAACCAGGUUUUGGAACUUCAGCACACAUUAGAAGAUCUCUCUGCUCGGGUUGAUGCUGUAAAAGAGGAAAACCUAAAGCUGAAGUCAGAAAACCAAGUUCUUGGGCAGUAUAUUGAGAACCUCAUGUCUGCAUCCAGCGUCUUCCAGACAACAGACACUAAGAGCAAGCGGAAGUAAUGGCGGAUUGUGCCUGUAUUGUCCUUGUUUCCACUGGUGUUUGUACCUGAAUAGUAAAUAUGGGUCUAGUUAGCAGAGAACGUGCUUUCACUCAGCGAGCUGUAAACCUUCUGUACACAUGGUGACUGCACGGACGACACUACUUUAAUACACUAACAGGCAUUCUGGAUUAACCAUACAAUGUCAAUGACUACACAGGUAACGUCUUAGGAGAAAUCAUUUAAUUGGCUUUAAAAGACUCCACAUCAGUAAUUACCCUUGUUAUAUACAGAAGAAAGUGUUCUACAAAUGCUGUGGUGUAUUUUAAAGCCCCUGUAUGUAUAGCGGCUGCAUCUAUAGCAGAGUAGGGCUAUACUUUAUUUUGCAUGAUGUCUAUAUGUUCAGUAUCUAUUACAAAAUAUCCUGGUGCGGGCCAUAGGCUAUUCUAUUGGACAUCCCUGAUCCAUUUGCUCAAUUAGGGGAUGUGGAGUUGAUGGAGGGGAGUCCCCCUCCUCCUCCCCCAUUCUCCUCCCAUAGUAGGAGCUGCCCUUUCUGGAGAACCCCAGCAUGUCCUUGCAUCAUCAUAAUCAUCCCCUCCAAGUGCUUCCUCCCUACAACAUGGGACCCAGCUUGGACGAAAAAGCCUUUAAAUGAUACAGAAAGUAUAGGUUAAGAUGACAAAAAUAGUGAUAACUGGGUGUUCUCACCACUUGUCGUGUAGUUUUCAACUUGUGAAUACAUACUCCUUAUUUGGUUUUAUGUUGCGUUUGUGUAUUCAUUUCUAAGCCACAUUCACACUGCCCUAUCUGUUUUGCUGUCCUCAAACCAGGGAUCCGCAAAAUGCAGACAUCGUCCGCUGUUUUCACCAUGCCUAUUCUUGCCAGUAAAACACACAAGACUAGGAUUUGUUCUAUAAUUUGCGGCACCAAUGCGGACAACACGCAGUUGACAUAUUUGUGCAACAUCUUUUUGCAGCCCCAUAGAAAUAAAUGUAUCUGCCUGUAAUCGGACCAAAAGUACGGUUGUGUGAAUGAGGAUUUAUUCUGUGUCCUCUCCUGAUGUUCAUCGGUACACUGCAGUCUCCAUGUGCAGGGAAGCAUUGUUACUUACUUUGGAGACACUAGACAUUUGAGCUUAUGCCCUUGUGCGUACUUUUUCUUUAUAACUGCCAUUAUUUGUCAUUUACUAUACCAACUGUGAAAAUCCUCACAGAAAAAAUCCUGCAGCUCGGUGAUCCUGGCAUUGUCUUAUAGUAGUCAUUAGGGGGCGCUGCUGGUCAUAAGCUAGUAGAUGGCUUUAUGCCCAGCAACACCCUUCAAGAUCAGUCCAUUCAUGAUGUAAAGAGGAACCGCUGGAAGUCUUGUGUCAUAUGUGAAUAAUACCUCUAAUGGUCAGAACAGUAUUCUCCCCAAUAUUUGCUUAGUCCCCCUCCCCUAUUUAUUGAAAGAUGUUGUCAGCCAGACAGGACAAGAAAACACGUUUACCAGGUAACGAGUACGGUGUAAGAGAAUUCACAUUGUGCCAGGAACACAGAUCCACUAAAGCAGAUACUUGUAAGUUUGACAGAUCCGUCCGCAGCUCAUUCCCUAGUUUUGGAUUGCAGUAGAAACAAGUGAAUGCCUCCUUGAUACCCUCGGCAGGGUUCCUGCAGUGCCAAUCACAGCUAAGUAUAUCCACAUAGAACAUUGCUUUGUAACGUGUAUAAAGUGUCUUAGUGAGAUCUAACACUGUAAUUAGGGAAUCUACUGUAAGUUUACAUCCUUAGUUAUUCUAAUUUAUUCUGAAAUAAAGUACUUGGUUAUUUGAUGCCA
This is a messenger RNA of Bufo gargarizans (Asiatic toad), 2235 nucleotides long. RefSeq names its product short coiled-coil protein (gene SCOC). Gene Ontology annotation, cellular component: trans-Golgi network. Lineage: Eukaryota; Metazoa; Chordata; Amphibia; Anura; Bufonidae. The coding region runs from base 197 to 445 and encodes 82 amino acids. The transcript is spliced from 4 exons. The record is from RefSeq and is a predicted model, not a curated record.